Molecule: messenger RNA, 4806 nt
Organism: Pseudophryne corroboree (corroboree frog)
Lineage: Eukaryota; Metazoa; Chordata; Amphibia; Anura; Myobatrachidae
Gene: HIP1
Product: huntingtin interacting protein 1
Exons: 30
Coding region: 912-3716 (934 amino acids)
Biological process (GO): endocytosis; clathrin coat assembly; actin filament organization
Cellular component (GO): clathrin-coated vesicle; presynapse; actin cortical patch
Molecular function (GO): phosphatidylinositol-3,4-bisphosphate binding; actin filament binding; clathrin-cargo adaptor activity
Source: RefSeq, a predicted model, not a curated record
UCUAAUAGGGGGACAGACACAUGCCCAGACCAAUCCCCUCCAGCCUGCUAGCCAGACUCAGAGAUGGGGGGGCUUCCAUGAUCCCACUGUCCUCCCCUCCCAUCCUGGGGCUCUCCCCCUCUCUCCAUCCUGCGCUCCUCCUCUCUGGGGGCUGUCUCUCUGCCUUUCCCCCUCUCUCUGUAUGUCUCACUUUCAGCAGCAGGAAGAGAGUUGGCCGCCUGAUGCUGCCAGGCAGUCUGACCAGAGACCACUUGCUGGAUGAGCCUGGGGGUCUGUGCGCUGCCCUGUCCCAGCCACCAUCCCUUUGUUCCCUGUAUGGUCUGGAUGUGGAAGAGACUGAGAGCUCCCUCUCUGGCUGCUGUCUCCCUGUACACAGUGUGUGUCUCUCUAUGCAUCGAUCUGCCAGUCUGCACUGAACACCCCCCACCCACCCCUCUCUGUCUGUGCCCUCCCUGCUGUGUGUAACUGCCUCAGUGCCAUCUGUCCAUUGCUGCUUAUUACACUUUCUCUUUGAUGCUAUUUACUUACACUCAGCUUUUCGUAUGGCUGGUUCUGGAGCGCCCUCUCUGCAUCACUUUGUGCCCACCCCCCUCUCUCUUCCUCAUCUGCCUGCCUAAGUCCUGAUAUUGAUGCAGUUGUUUACCCCCCAUGCCUGUGCCCACCCUCACUCUAUGUGAUGAUGCCUCUUUAACUGAUUUGUCUAAAUCCUCUUAGCUCAUCUGUGUGUGUAAGUUUGUAUCCCUGCCCCCCAGGCAGACUGUCUGAUAGUUCCUAACUAUGGUCAUUUCCAGCACUGAGUGCACUGUGUGAUAAUGCUGCUGCUGCAAGCAUCCUGAUCACUGCUAGAGCUUAUAUACAGAGGCGGCAGCAGGAGGGUCCUCCAGUGACCUGCAGGGGAUCUUAUUGGAAACAUGGACUCUGGCAAAAUGGCUGUGAGUAUAAACAAAGCUAUCAACACUCAAGAAGCAGCUGUCAAAGAAAAACAUGCAAGAACUUGCAUCCUGGGAACACACCAUGAGAAGGGGGCGCAGACAUUCUGGGUAGCUGUGAAUCGGCUGCCUCUGUCAAGCAAUGCAGUUCUCUGCUGGAAAUUCUGCCAUGUGUUUCACAAGCUGCUGCGAGAUGGACACCCCAAUGUUUUGAAGGACUCUCUACGUUAUAAAAAUGAGCUAAUGGAUAUGAGCCGUAUGUGGGGACAUCUCAGCGAUGGUUAUGGGCAGCUAUGUAGCAUCUAUUUGAAGCUGCUGAACACCAAGAUGGAUUUCCACACAAAGAAUCCUCGUUUCCCUGGCAACCUGCAGAUGACUGACAGACAGCUGGAUGAGGCUGGAGAGAACGAUGUCAACAAUUUCUUUCAGCUUACCGUGGAGAUAUUCGAUUACAUGGAAUGGGAGCUCAAUCUCUUUCAUACAGUUUUUAAAUCUCUAGACAUGUCCCGUUCCGUGUCUGUCACCGCUGCUGGCCAGUGUCGCCUCUCACCUCUCAUACAGGUCAUACUAGACUGCAGCCAUUUAUAUGACUACACUGUGAAACUACUCUUCAAGCUGCACUCUUGCCUCCCUACAGAUACAUUACAGGGACAUCGGGAUCGCUUUAUGGAACAGUUUCAGAAGCUGAAGGAUUUGUUUUACCGCUCAAGCAACCUGCAAUACUUCAAACGCCUCCUACAGAUUCCUCAGCUUCCAGAGAACCCCCCAAACUUCUUGCGAGCGUCAGCUUUGUCUGAGCACAUUAGUCCUGUGGUUCUCAUACCUUCAGGAAACUCCCCUCCUGACAGUGAAACCUUAGUGGAGACUGACGAUCUUGUUGGGAUGGACUCUUCUCACCAGAGUCUACCGGAAAAUAAGUUUGAUGAUAUAUUUGGCAGCUCCUUCAGCAAUGACCCUUUCAAUUUCAGCAAUCAGAAUGGCAUGAGCAGGGAUGACAAAGAUCGAAUCAUAGAGCAGCUGUACAAAGAAAUUGCCAUUCUAAGAGAUGAGCUGGGGAACUUCAAAGCAGAGAGUCACCGGUUGGUUAUUAAUCUGAAAGGGCGGAUCCAAGAGCUAGAGGCGGAGUUAGCAGAACAGAAGCACCUGAGGGAGCAGGCAGUGGAUGAAAAUGAGUUUCUGCGCACAGAGUUGGAAGAGCUGAAAAGGAGGAGACAGGAUACAGAGAAAGCACAGAAGAGUCUGACAGAGAUAGAGCGGAAAUCUGUAGCUAAUGAGCAGCGAUAUACAAAACUAAAGGAGAAAUAUGCGGAGCUUGUUCAGAGCCAUGCUGAUCUUCUAAGAAAGAAUGCUGAAGUCACUAAACAGAUGACCCUGGCGCGAGAAGCUUUGGGGGACGUAGAACAUUCUAAAAAGGAACUGGAGGACUCUUAUCAGCGUGUGAAUGAGCACACGCAGAGGAAGGCACAGGAACAGAUUCAACAGAUGGAUGACCUACAGGGGGCGCUAGAGUGCAGCAAACAGGAAGUCCAACUUCUUAAAAGCAACAUAAAUACCUUUAAACAGGAGAGCCAAACACAACAAAAAGAACUUGAAGAAAGCGUUCUACAGCGCCUCCUGCAGGAAGCAGAAAACAUCAUUCAAGAUGCUCUCCACCAACUAGAUGAACCCCUCUACACAAAUGGCAGCGUGUCUACGGAUUUUCUCAUCUCCAGAACAGCGGCGGCUGUAGAAAGCACCGAGAAAUUAGAUGAGACUUGGAAAAGACACAUGUCUGAUACUUCAGAUGUAAGCUUUGUGUUACCGAACCUGGUUCAGUUUGCACAUCGAAUAGGUGAUGUGAUAAUGCAAGGAGCCCAGACUAGGACAUCUGACAAGCUAAGUGACAGCUGUCGGACAUGUGGAACAGAAGCUCUUAACUAUCUCUCCAGCCUGCGGGACAAAGAGAUGCAGAGCGGAGCAGAUUGCAGCCAGAUUACUGCCACGCUCAAGCACAUUGCUGACUUUGCCCAGGAGCUACGGCCUCCAGCACUCGAUAUAAAGGAGGAGGAACUCGGAGAUCUGGUUGAGAAGGAAAUGGCAGCCACCGCCACAGCUGUAGAAGCAGCUGCUUCAAGGAUUGAGGAAAUGCUCAAUAAAUCAAGGACAGAUGAUACUGGACUACAGUUACAAGUCAAUGAACAGAUCCUGGGGUCAUGCACAGAUCUCAUGCAGGGAAUUCAAGCUUUGAUAAUGGCCUCAAAGGACCUUCAGAAAGAAAUUGUGGAGAGUGGAGGGGGUACAGCAUCUCCCAAAGAGUUUUAUGCCAGAAACUCACGGUGGACAGAAGGACUGAUCUCUGCUUCCAAGGCAGUGGGUUGGGGAGCUACUGUCAUGAUGGACGCUGCAGACCUUGUGGUGCAAGGACAGGGGAAAUUUGAAGAUCUAAUUGUGUGUUCCCAUGAAAUUGCUGCAAGUACUGCUCAGCUUGUGGCAGCUUCUAAGGUGAAGGCCGAGAAAAACAGUGCUAACUUGACAAGACUACAGCAGGCCUCAAAAGUUGUAAACCACAAUGCUGCAGGUGUGGUGGCUUCUACAAAGUCCGUCAAGUCCCAGAUUGAAGAAAAAGACACAAUGGACUUCUCUAGUAUGACGUUAACACAGAUCAAGCGGCAAGAGAUGGACUCCCAGGUGCGGGUUCUGGAGCUGGAAAGUCAGUUGCAGAAGGAGAGAGAGAAGCUGGGCGAGUUAAGGAAAAAGCACUAUGACUUAGCUGGUGUCUCAGAGGGAUGGGGAGAUGCUGCUGAAUAAACUUAAUUCAGCAUCCUCUCACAAUACCGAAUGCACACAGCCAACAACUUGGAAAGCACACGUCUAUGGCAAUCAAAUCAAUCCUCCUCAACACAGCCAGGACUGACCAGAACCAGCUUGCGCUGAGUAUUGCCAAUGGGCUACAGAACGGAAGCAGAACAGUAUGAAAGAUGCACUGACGGUUCACAGAAAAGGAAUCGGGAACCCGGCAAUAGUUUAUACUGCUUAACAUGCUCCACCACAACUCGCCCUCAAUGCUUGGAAGACAAAUAUAUUCAAUUUCUUGAUGUAUAUUUUAGAUUAGGAUCACACACAUAGAGUUCAGUGAUACUAAAGGUUGUGAAAUGGUGACUGAGACCGGACAGACUGUAAUACUCAGAAGCACCUAAACACGUUAGGUGCUUCAGAGCAGUCAGUAAAUGAGUAAUAUGUGAAAUGACCAAGUGCACAAUUAGGCCACUUUGGAGACACUUAAGAAAAACCUUUAGCUAUUACUGUCAUACACUAGCUGACGAGGAGAAAGAUAUAAUUAUUGCCUUAUAGGAUGUUGCCCAAAGUAUAAACAUGGAUAAGAGAGAACUAUGUGGCCACUGGACUGUUUCUAUUACUGGUGCUGCACAUGUAAACACAGCAUAGUUCUCCUGAAGCCUAGAAAUUAAUAUUAAUUUUGACUAAACAUUUAAAAUUGUUUGGAAAACUGCAAUAUUAUAUAUUGUAAACAUGCACAGUGUGAGCUGCAAUGCCAAUGCAUUGGAGGAAAAGCACCCAUGAUCUGUGAUUAUUCAAUAGACGCAGCACUUUGUUUAUAUGUUUUCACCACGUCAUUACAAAGCCUGAAUUCUUACCAUUGGAUGGUGCUGUCUGGGUAUUCUUCCCGGUCUUAUCUUCAUUUCCUGUCCCGCCAUCUUUGGAUGCAGCAAGAAGAGACGCAAAGCAUUAACCUAGGCUGCUUAGUCUGAACACACUGUGAGAUUAACCGAAGACAUUAUAUAGGCCAUGGUGUUUAUAAUGACUUCACGUAUGUGCCGUUACAUGUGGCACAAGUAGAUGUCACUGCAUUUACACAAAUAAACCAACUUCAUUUUUCUGA